Molecule: messenger RNA, 1308 nt
Organism: Melitaea cinxia (Glanville fritillary)
Lineage: Eukaryota; Metazoa; Arthropoda; Insecta; Lepidoptera; Nymphalidae
Product: blood vessel epicardial substance-like
Exons: 7
Coding region: 1-1308 (435 amino acids)
Cellular component (GO): sarcolemma
Molecular function (GO): cAMP binding
Source: RefSeq, a predicted model, not a curated record
AUGGAGUUGGUAAUACUGAAAGCGAGAGCCCAGCUGAAUCGUCUCGUGUCGGGAGAGCGGCGCGCGAGCGCGAGCAAGGAGCGCGAGGCGCGCGCGGGCGGCGGCGGAGGCGCGCGGGCGGCGGCGCGCGAGCGCAGCAUGGCGCCCGCCCGCCCCGCGCCCGCGACCGCCACGCCCUGGCUCAACGCCACGCUAGCGUACAACCUCUCGCGCAUCAACUCCACCUUCGAUACCGACUACGAGCUUCUUAACGCUAGUGCGACUGACGAACCCGACAACCACUGGUUCUGUGCUAAGUGGACCAGCGCUCAGCAAGAUCUAUUUCAGGCUGCAAACCUGUGCUUUGCAAUCGCAUUUCUGGCCCCGAAGAGCUUCAAGCAGAGUAUAUUGGUGCUGCGCGCGCUGGCGGCAGCGGGCGCUGUGCUAAUGGGCAUGUGGGCGGGCGCGGAGGUGUGCGCGCCCGACGUGCUCGCCUGGAGCCUCGCGCUCGUGCUCGUCAAUUCUAUACACACUUUUUUUCUAAUAAUAAGGUUUCUUCCACCGGCGUUGUCAUUAGAGCUGACUGAUUUGUACCUGAAACUAUUCAAGCCUUUGAAAGUGAAUAAGAAGCACUUUCAGGAGCUAACUCGAGAAGCGAAGGUCGUGAGACUAGAACCGGGCGAGGCGUACGCGGUCGAAGAAGUCACGCCGGCAGACGAACAGUUGUCGAUAUUGUUGAAGGGAAAGAUGCGAGUGAGCUGCGAUGAAACACAUCUUCAUUACAUACAGCCUUACCAGUUCGUCGACUCGCCUGAGUGGGAAGCGAACCGCGAACAGUCUGAUGACGUCUUCCAGGUGACGGUGGUCGCAGAGGAGGUGUCCACGUGCCUUUGCUGGUCGCGCAUGCGCCUCGAACGUGUCCUGCGUCACCGCCCUGCCCUCAAGGUCGUACUCGACUGUCUCAUAGGUAAAGACAUCACGCACAAGUUGUACUCAGUGAGCGAGGGGCUGGGGGCGGGCGUGGGCACUGAGAGCGAAGGUCAGCCGGCGCACCUCACGCGCUCCGCCAGCGUCGACGCCGUGCACGAAGGGACUCGCGGCCGUCUGCGGAGCGUAGCGUGGAGAGCGAGAUCUACUUCUACAAAGGGCAGCUCGUACUGGCAGCCCAUGGUGGCGCGGCAGUUCCUGCGGCAGUCCCCGUUCGCGCGGCUGCCGGCGCAGGCGUCGAGCGCCAGCCUGCAGCCGCGCCGCGCCGCGUCCGUGCGCCGCAGCCGCGAGGUCAAGUUCGCGGAGAGCGCGCCCGAGCCGCUCGCCGAGCCGCCGCCCUGA